Messenger RNA from Vitrella brassicaformis, 2534 nucleotides. NCBI's taxonomy places the organism in Eukaryota, Vitrellaceae. The record is from the annotation of a GenBank genome assembly.
CUAUCGACUCAGAAAGAGGCGUGGAGGCGGCUUUGGAGGCCCUGUGGAGGCCGAUUAUUGUGCGCACAGACAGCUGCAAUCGAGAAACGAGGGAGCUGAGGCGUUCCUUACGUUGCGGCGAGAGGAGUUGUGGAUGUUUGGGGCGGGAUAAUGGGCGAGAGGGGAGUGUGGCUGGUCCCCGACCCUUGCGGACUCUUCUGCUCUUCAGUGGUAGGUAUGGGAAGACACACAAACAAACACAGAAAGCAGAGAGAGGCACACGCCUGUCCGUGUGUGUGGUUUCAGGCCUGGUUUCUGAUCUUCUUCGCUGACUAUGUGACGUGUGUGGGCAUCGUCUGGCCAUGGUAGAGCAAACAAACGGGGGGAGAACUACGCAAAUGCGCUUAAUUGUCGUUGCUGUGUGUCUGCCUUUCCCCCUGUUCCACAGGUUGGAGCAGACCCGUCUGCUGCACAUCGCCGUUUUGAACUUUUGGGCGGGGAUGGCCAUCGUCAGCCAGCUGGUCUGCAUGCUCACCGACCCGGGCGCAAUUGCCAAACCCACUCGUACGGCCAUCCAUCCAUCUGCACAGCCACAGGCAGGCAGAGGGAGAUGUUUGGUUGUGUUGUGGUCGGUCAGCUGAUUCCGAGAACAAGGAGCUGGAGUCGCAGGACAACUCUGGGAUGCGUCGGUGCCUCAAGUGUGGCGGCAUCAAGCCGUUCAGGGCCCACCACUGCAGUGUCUGCCAGCGGUGCAUCAUGCUCAUGGACCACCACUGCCCAUGGGUAGGUAGCCUGGUGGGUGGGUGGCGGGACGGACGGACUGGCAAUGGUAUGCGAUGCGUGUGUGUGCACUCGUGUUGGCUGGCUGGCUGCACUGACUGCAGGUGAACAAUUGUGUGGGCAUGUACAACCAGAAGCACUUCCUGCUCUUCCUCCUGGUGCGCAGCGCAUGACAUGGGGGGAUGGCAUGCAUGGGAUGGACGAAUGAAGGGGUCACUGCACUGCACCCGACAGAGAAAGCCACGCCACGUGGGCACACACAGUCUGUCUUUGUCUAUCUAUCGCGUUUGCUCGGUUGCAAUGAAUGCAGUACGUGCUGUUUAUGAGUAUCCACGUGAUGAUCCUGCUGAUUGCACGGGUCGUCAGCUGCGCCUCAUUCGACUACACGUACACACACACACACACACACACAGGCGGACAACACCGCGAGGAGAGCAAUCCAGUGCAGUGUGUCUGUGUGUCUGUGUUGUGCCUGUCAGACACAAGCGCGAUUACUGGCGGGCGAGGCGGCGAAACCCCUCACCCUUCCAAUCGCCGGUGGGCAACACACAUACACACACACACACAUGGCCGUCUGUCCGCCCGUGUGAUGGCCCCGCCCCCCACAUAUCCCCCCUGCGCUGCGUGUUUGGAUGAUGAUGGCUUGCCUGUGUGUGUGCGUGGCGGUGUGUGCGGUUGGCCGUGUGCAUGUCGACGGACUGCCUGUCUGGCUGGCUGGCUGGCUGGUUGGUCGAUCAGAGUGUGAUUGAUGGUAUGUUUUCUCAGUGCGAAGUGGCGCCCGCUUUCCUCCUCCUCUAUGUGGUAAGGAAGGACAAAUGCGGCGCUACAUGACAUCCAAACCCAUACACCCAUAUGUGUGCGAGUCGAGUCGAGUCGAGUCGAUCGUUGGUUCCUCCUUUCUCUCUUCCUUGCCUUCAGAUAGUGUUUUUCGAGGCGAUUGUGUUUGGCCUCUUCACUCUUGUCAUGUUCUGCGACCAACUCAGCGCCGUAUUCUCCAACGCAACGGGUGGGUGGUGGUGGGCCGUCGGACGACAGCACACACACACACACGCGAGCAGUCGGACACACAUCAUGAUUCAUGAUGUGUAAAUGUUGCAGGUAUAGACCAGCUGCAGAACACUGCCGGCCCGCAGCGGUCGACAUGCGAGGCUCUCCGACAAGUCUUCGGAACGCCUUUGUCCAUCUACUGGUACCCAUCCCCAGACCACACACAACAUACGUGCUUUGGCGUGAUCACCAUCCCCUCUCUCUCUCUCUCUGUGUGUGUGUGUGUGUGUGCAUGGAUCAGGUUUCUGCCCACAGCGGUUCAUUUCAGCUUCAAGAAGGGCGGCGAGGAUGAGCGCGAGAUGAUCCCGUGGAUGUCAGACGUCCCCUGGGAGCAGCUGGAGACCCCGCCAAAGGAGUUCUUCAGAUCGCGGAGCCCUCUUCUUGCGUGUCGUCAUCAUGACCACUCCUGCCCCUCCUCACACCUACACCCACCCUCCUCGCCCACCAGUCACCCUGCUGCUGCUGCUGACCAUUCUCACGCCCACACGCACACACAUGGCCGUCAGCAUCAUGGUAAUGCAUCAUGUGGGCAUGGCCAUGGGUGGCGCGGUGCGAGGCGUGUGUUGCGGAUGGUUGUGCGGACGGUGGGGUGGCCGUGUUAUCGGACUAAGAGGAAAGAGCGACACCCUCACCUAGCGCCUACUGCCGUCAAGGCUUGAGUGAUUGAGUGCGUGCAUGCGUGAGACCUGGUUGGUUCGUAUGAUAGAUACGCUUUAUGGUAUGGGCAG